Molecule: messenger RNA, 1182 nt
Organism: Oikopleura dioica
Lineage: Eukaryota; Metazoa; Chordata; Appendicularia; Copelata; Oikopleuridae
Source: the annotation of a GenBank genome assembly
AUGCUCUCAGUCGAGAAAUCAUUGAUCGCCGAUCCGACACAUGCCGUUGGAGUGCCCAAAGGAGUAGCAGGAGUCGCUCCAACCAGCGUCACUGCUACUGUCACUUCUACGCCCUGGGAGACUUCUCCCUUGGGCGUUGCAGGGUUGACCCCAGCGCUGAGUUCUACAAGCACAGGUCUCGUCCAGCCACAGUCGCAUACAGUCACGCAGAACGAAAAGACGAGCCAUUCCCACUCAGACACGGAAGUCGCCAGCGGAACCGACAGCAGCAGCCAGCAGACAGUUUAUCCACAGACAGUUUCCACGACGGGGGUUGACGGCUCCGUCGGCCAAAGUCUCUCUGCCGGAUCGAACGAGUCCAGCCCCACGCAGCCCAAGCUUGAGCCAAAAGAUGACACUCUGAAACAGGAAGAACACAGUGCUUCCAGUGCGGUUCCUCAUUCGUCUAUUUAUCAGAGCGGUUUGGAUUUAUACUCGUUAUAUCCUUAUUCAACUCCUUGGACAAAACCAGCCACUCCCACUUCCUCGUCGCUUUCUCCAUCAGCCUCGAUUCCGUCCACGAUCCCCACGACUCAGAGCUACAUGACUAGCCAGACGGUCUCGCAAGCUGGAUACCCCGACUGGUCGAACUGGGCGACAGGGCUCGACCUGAACCUUCGCAAUCACGCAACGAGUGCACUGCCCGGCGCAAACGCAUACGUCGACACACAAGCUUAUCAACAGAUGCUAGGACAAAUGACAGCAAACCAGAACCUGGCGAACAUGUCAUCCCCUUAUCCUCUCUACGACUAUUCGGCGACGACGUUACAGUCGCCCGGCGGUGGCAAAAUGAGCGGCUCGACGACGUCGUCGAUCGAAUCCACCAUCCGAGCUGCUUCUGGUUUCUCCUCGCGCUCAAGUGGCACUUCCGUGCGGCGCAAUACAGGAAGAUCGAACUGCACGUGUCCCAAUUGUCAACAGAUCGAGUCGCUUCCCCCUGCCGCCCAGUCCUCCCUCCGUCCCCGCGUCCACAACUGCCACAUCCCCGGCUGCGGAAAAGUCUACGCCAAAACCAGCCACCUGAAGGCGCACUUACGAUGGCACUCCGGCGAAAAGCGAUUCUCCUGUCCAGUCUGCUCGAAGCGAUUCAUGCGUUCGGAUCAUCUUUCGAAGCACGUGAAGGAACACAAGUGUUCGCAGUGA